UUAAUAUUAUUGACAUUGACUCUGUCUUUGUUGGCUGGCAUGUCCAAUGGACAGUGCAAGGGAACCAAUAAUCCAUAUCCAAUUUAUAAUCAAUCAGCUGUAUAUAUCAAUUCAACUGAGAAUGGAAAGUUAUAUGUCACUGGCCCAUCAGACAAUCAGGUCUACAUCUUACAGGCAUAUGGCACUGCAUACCAACGUGGCUUCGCUCAGGGAACAUUGCUCAAGUCCCAGAUGCACGAGAUCUACGCCGACUUCUUUGGCUUCAUGACAGAGGCCGUCAACGAGUUGGUCGAGAAAUAUGCCAACUACCUCCCCUUGGAAUGGGUCGACCUGUUCGAGGAGAAGGGUGUUGGCGCAGUCCUGGAUCUGACCGCCGACGUCACCCGUGCCUACACCCCUGAGCACUUCUUCCAAGAGAUGCACGGUAUGGCCGACGCCAGUGGCAUCCCAUACCAGACCAUCCUCCAGCUGCACAUGUUCCCCGAGCUUAUCAAGGCUGCCUGCACCAUGGUCGGUGCCUGGGGUCCAGCCACAGUCAAUGGUGGUCUGAUGCAGUUGCGCGCCCUCGACUUUAGUCCCAACGCCCCACUCAGGUACCAUCCCGUGGUCACCGUAUCACAUCCAACUGAUGGAGGCAACACCUUUGCCUCUCUGUCUUGGGCAGGAUUCAUUGGAGUGCUUACAGGCUACUCGCAGAGGACUGCCAUAUGUGAAAAGGUCUGGAUCGCCUACAACGGAACAUCAUCACGUGUUGGCAUCCCCUGGCACUUCCUACUGCAUGACAUUGUGCAGUUUGACAACUCUAUCGACGAGGCCUUGAACAGGAUCUACAACGCACAUCGCACAUGCUCCAUCUACGUGGGACUUGGAUCAAACUCCACCAACGACUUUAGGGCCGUCGAGUACUCACAUGACGUCGUUCGUGUGUUUGAUGACAAGACCCCAUUCCCAGGCUUUGCUCCGCCCUCCCCAGCACAUCCACUGAUGCCCAACAUAGUAUACAUUGACAAACAUGUACAACCUAGCGGUGACAAGUGUUUGGCAUCACAAUUGGCACAAUACCAGAAUGGUCAACUUGAUGCUCGUGCCUACAUUGACAUCAUGGGCCAGCAAGAGACUGGAGACAUACACUCUGCCGUCUACGACUUUACUGCCAACCAAAUGUACGUGAGUGUAGCCAGCCAAAACCCCAACAUCCUUCCAAUCAUCCCAGCCUACCAAAGACAAUUCCUCCAAAUUGAUCUUGAGUAUUUCUUUAACAAUUAA
Messenger RNA from Acytostelium subglobosum LB1, 1266 nucleotides. RefSeq lists its product as hypothetical. The annotation marks the transcript as partial. The record is from RefSeq and is a predicted model, not a curated record. NCBI's taxonomy places the organism in Eukaryota, Evosea, Eumycetozoa, Acytosteliales, Acytosteliaceae. The transcript has a single exon.